AAAGAAAUUGUGGUCUCAGUGCAUUUAACCUCCCCUCUAAACCGACCCCCCCCAUCGGUCCUUGGAAACAUUGGAGGCCCAUCCUCUUCUUUUUCGUUGUCCUCUGUAUUUAUUUGUCAGCUUGUUUUAAGGUUCUAGACUUGGUAGCUAUCCGGUAAUCAAGUCUAGCUUCUUAUAGUUGUUUUUUGUUUCCAUGGCGGUUGGCUUAUCCGCCGCCGUAACUCCUAAACCCUUCCGCUCAUUUCCGCUGCUGAAGCCUGCGCCAAUUUUCCAUCCUUUACUGCACCUCCCAAAAACAACAACCUACGCAGCUCGAAGAAAGAAAAGCUUUGCUGUUUGUUUCGUGGUGGAUGAAGAACAGAAGCAGAGCGCUCCUACCCAGAUCGUGGAACAAGGAUUCGAGGAUGCUAGAGAUCGUCAGAUCUUAAUACCGUCGCGUCUGUCGGAGAAAUUAGCUAGAAAGAGAUCCGAAAGGUUUACUUACCUCGUUGCCGCUGUCAUGUCUAGCUUUGGGAUUACAUCCAUGUCUGUUAUGGCCGUUUAUUACAGGUUUUGGUGGCAAAUGGAGGGAGGAGAGGUGCCUCUUUCUGAAAUGUUCGGCACAUUUACUUUAGCAGUCGGUGCCGCUGUGGGCAUGGAGUUUUGGGCUAGAUGGGCUCACAGAGCUCUCUGGCACGCAUCGUUAUGGCAUAUGCACGAGUCACACCAUCGACCCAGAGAAGGACCGUUCGAGCUAAACGAUGUGUUCGCCAUAACCAACGCCGUCCCAGCAAUUGCUCUUCUCUCGUAUGGUUUCUUCAACAAAGGCCUUGUACCUGGUCUAUGUUUCGGUGCUGGGCUUGGUAUAACGAUGUUUGGAAUGGCUUAUAUGUUCGUCCACGAUGGUCUCGUCCAUAAGAGAUUCCCCGUAGGCCCUAUCGCCAACGUGCCUUACUUCAGGAAGGUUGCUGCGGCUCACCAGCUCCAUCAUUCAGAAAAAUUCAAUGGUGUUCCAUAUGGGCUGUUUCUAGGGCCGAAGGAAGUGGAGGAUGUGGGAGGACAUGAAGAAUUGGAGAAAGAAAUCAACAGGAGAAUCAAAUCAAGCAAAGGUUCCUGAAUAUAUAAUACGAUUAAUUUAACUGUUUUCAAGGAACCCCCAUUUUUUGAGAAACGAUAUUGUCAAAUAUCAUAAACCUGAAAUGAUUCUAUGUUGAUCACUGUAUUAUUUUUCUCCCCUUUAAAAAGAAAACAAGAAGAUUAAAGAACACCUUCAAAGUUCAAUACUAAUGCAUACUGCUUAAGGGAGUAGCAGUAGUGAAUCUCAUAGGCUAUGGAUUAGAUUUCUGGGAAUUUUUGUUGUUAUUGUUGUAAGAAAAAUCUCUUAUUAAACCAGACAAGACUAUACAAAUAGAUGUGGAACGUGAUAUUUUACUUA
Messenger RNA from Gossypium raimondii (Peruvian cotton), 1414 nucleotides. RefSeq names its product beta-carotene hydroxylase 2, chloroplastic. Gene Ontology annotation, molecular function: iron ion binding; beta-carotene 3-hydroxylase activity. Gene Ontology annotation, cellular component: chloroplast. The transcript is spliced from 7 exons. The coding region runs from base 194 to 1096 and encodes 300 amino acids. The record is from RefSeq and is a predicted model, not a curated record. Lineage: Eukaryota; Viridiplantae; Streptophyta; Magnoliopsida; Malvales; Malvaceae. Gene Ontology annotation, biological process: carotene metabolic process; xanthophyll biosynthetic process.